AUGAGCAAUUAUUCGAACCAACGUGAUUCUCAUUUGGGUGUAGAUUCUGGAGUCUAUGAAAUACCACCCAGACGCGGAAGCUCGACGAUGGAGAUCAUCGUCGAGAAGAUGCCAACGGUUCCCGAAGAACCUCUUUCACUGGGUGUCGAAUAUCCUUUGAAAUACCGAGGACGCAAGUACCAAGACCUCCUUUCCAAGUACGUUCCCGGACUUCCAGACGUACCAGUACUGGAAGGAUGGAGAAAAACAAUGAGGGAACUUCUUCAUGCAAUGAACUUACAUAUAGCUCCCGGUCCAAGGAACUACAUCCUGGAGGAAUUCAAAGAGUUUUCAAGAAAACAGAUUGAAUUCUUCAUUUAUAUAUAUUAUUCCUUCAAAAAUGCAAAGAACCGGUUCAUGGGAUUCGAAGAGUUUCGAUAUUUUAUGAACACAAUGAAGAUGAUCGAUACGAUGACUUUGAGCGAUAUAUUUGAUGGGGCCGACAUCAACCAGGAUGGAGAACUUUCUGCAGAGGAAUUCUUGAUUCUUUUCCGAAUGUCGAACAAUCUGGAUUACUCAAAACCUCUCUCCGUUCUUCGAGAUAUCGCGCAUUCUGAUCAUGCCGAUGUGAACGAUGACAAAAAUGAGCCGGAUAACUGUUCACAAUGCGUGAAAAUUGUUUUGGAUGAGGAUGUUCUGGAGCUAACGACUUGGAAUGCAACUAAAGAAUAUUACAAUUGGAGAAACCAAACAUUUGGAUGUCAGGAUGAACGAAAUUUCUUCUCAACAGCGAAGUCUCUCAUUGGCCAAUCGGAGGAGGAGUCUCAUCCAGCGACCAAGAAUGCUUUAAACUUUCUGUUGACCUUGAAAGCCAAAACAGGCUCAGAAGCGCAAGUUGUUGGCUUCCCAGAUAUGGAGGGAACAAUGAACUUUCCAUCGGUUUCAUGUUUGCCGCAUCAGCAAGCUGAAACCCCGAAGAAAAAGUCGAACCUUCUAUCUCGUGCAAAAAGCUGGAUUCGUUCGAAAAAUGAUUCGGGUAGUUCGAAAUCUUCAAAAUCAGUCAGCCAGAUUCCAAAUGCUUCCAAAUAG
Molecule: messenger RNA, 1068 nt
Organism: Caenorhabditis briggsae
Lineage: Eukaryota; Metazoa; Nematoda; Chromadorea; Rhabditida; Rhabditidae
Exons: 5
Coding region: 1-1068 (355 amino acids)
Molecular function (GO): calcium ion binding
Source: RefSeq, a predicted model, not a curated record